AUGCAACACCCAAUUCAAAAUCGCCUUGAUGUCAAUCCAUAUGAACAAAAUACUUCAAAACACCAAGAAAACCAAGUAUUUGAUCCGCUUCAAGAGCCUCUAUUCCAAAUCUCACCUCUACCCAAAACUCUCUUUGGUCUGAAAUUCAAACAACAAUACUUCAUUCCACUACACGUUUCCCACGUCCAUUCAUACACCACAGCUACACCACAACAUCAUCUCACAGAAACCGAAACAGAUCCAGGACCGAGUUCAUUCCCACCCAGCGUGCUGCCACCACACAUACCUCCUGUACCAGACGCCCGCGGGACUUCAUACUUUUUGAACCACAGUGAACGACUAUAUUCACAAGCAUCCUUCCACAACUACUCAUCCUUUCCCUGUGCUUCGUCGCGCUAG
This is a messenger RNA of Adineta ricciae, 399 nucleotides long. Lineage: Eukaryota; Metazoa; Rotifera; Eurotatoria; Adinetida; Adinetidae. The record is from the annotation of a GenBank genome assembly.